Molecule: messenger RNA, 2394 nt
Organism: Talaromyces atroroseus
Lineage: Eukaryota; Fungi; Ascomycota; Eurotiomycetes; Eurotiales; Trichocomaceae
Exons: 9
Coding region: 1-2394 (797 amino acids)
Source: RefSeq, a predicted model, not a curated record
AUGGUGGGCGCUGCGCUGGUGCUCGUACUGGGCCUCGUCGCCUCCGCUGUGCUUUUGUCCCUGCAGAAAGACAAGCGAGAUUGGAACAAGGGUCUUCUGUCGUAUCUCCAGUUCGCCUACUCGUGCUUCAUCAAGCCCCAUGAGCGUGACCGUGCAGGUGAGACCGGCCAGCAGCACGCUCUGGAAAGCUUCUACCGCGCUCAGGCUAGUGUGUACGACGCCACUCGUAAGAAACUCCUUUGCGGCCGUGAAGAUAUGUUGGCAUUGUUGGCCUCGCAAUUGAAGUACCGGGAAUCGUGCCAUGAAAUCUCCAAGCCGGUUUGGGUUGAUAUCGGCGGGGGCACUGGCUACAACAUCGAGGCCAUGAACGCCUUCCUCCCCGUCGACAAAUUCUUCUCACAUGUAUACCUAGUCGAUCUAUCUCCGUCCCUGCUUGAAGUCGCUCGCCAGAGAUUCGCGCGUCUAGGCUGGAAGAAUGUGUCGGUCAUUUGUCGCGAUGCGCGCGAAUUUCGUCUGCCGGGUGCAAACGGUGCGAGCAACGGUGGUGCCGAUAUCGUGACCAUGAGCUACAGCUUGUCAAUGAUUCCCGAUUACUACAGCGUCGUUGAUUCGAUGAAAAACCUCGUCAAGAGCGAUGGCAUUCUCGGUGUGGUCGACUUCUACGUUCAAAAUAUCGUCGACGUCUCCUGCCGCAACUAUACUGGCGGUGUGUUCAAUCGACAUGUGAACUGGCUUGGCCGGGCAUUCUGGCGCGCGUGGUUCGACUUUGACCGUGUCAAUCUGGACGCUGCUCGCAGAGACUACUUGGAGUACAAGUUUGGUACAAUCAUUUCCGCUAGUGAGCGCAACUACCUUCUUGGAGGAAUUCCAUACUACAUUUUUUUGGGCUGUCAAAAGGAAAUUACUUCUGGACAGUCCAGCAUUGAAAUGCUCAACGCGACUUGGACUGAAUCUCCCUAUUUGUCUGCCGCCAAGCACCGACAGGCCAUGAGCGAUGCUGUUGAAAACGCAACCCCAGAGAUCAAGUCAAAGGCAUACGAGUCGGCGGUAGUCAACCUCAGCUCUAACCUUCCCUUGCCCUCGGCUUUCUACCAGAACCACCAUUACCGUAUAUACUAUAACGACCAACUGCCCAAACACACCCAGUUCAAGGACGAGUAUAUCUACGCGUUCAACUGGGAAGAUCCUCGUGUGGACCAUCGUCUAUUGAACAUCAACAGUGAGGACGUGAUCUUGACCAUCACAAGUGCUGGCGACAAUAUUUUAGAUUACCUGCAAAACAGCCCCAAGCGCGUUCACGCAGUGGAUAUGAACCCUAACCAGAACCACUUGCUUGAGCUUAAAGUAGCCGCUUUCUCGGCUCUAGACUACGACGACGUGUGGAAGAUCUUUGGAGAGGGCAAGCAUGCCCAGUUCCGUGAAUUGCUGAUUGGCAAAUUGAGCCCGCAUCUUUCAAGCCAGGCUUUCCAGUACUGGCUCGAGCAGACAGAUGUCUUCACUUCGGGAUCCAACAAAGGUCUCUACGAGACGGGUGGAUCUCGCGUGGCCAUUAAAUUGGUGCGAUACCUGUUCACGAUUUUCGGCCUACACAAAGUCAACGACAGGCUGUGUGAGGCUUCAACUUUGAAUGAACAGCGCGAGAUCUGGCCCUCUAUCCGUAAGGUGCUGAUUAGCCGAAUUCUGAACUGGGCUAUUGUCAAGACGGAGUGGUUUGCUUGGAAGGCUGCCGGUGUUCCGCCGCCGCAACGUAACAUGAUCAUCGAUGACUAUCUGAAGCGCGAGGGUCUGAGCGGUGGCGUCAAGAAGAACUCAGAUGUUAGCGGACGUGCGAUUUGGGAGUAUGUGGUGGAUACAUUUGACCCGGUUGCGAAGGAUACGUUGCUUAGCAAUGACAAUUACUUUUAUUAUCUGUGUCUGCAGGGAAAGUUCUCCAAGAAGUGCCAUCCCACAUACUUGACCCCUAAGGCGCAUAAGAAGCUCUCCACGCCUGGCGCUUUUGACGGACUCCGCAUUCACACCGACGGUCUUAACGAAGUCAUUGCACGCAUCACACCGCGUACACUGACAAUUGCAGUGGUAAUGGAUUCUAUGGACUGGUUCAAUCCUGAAGAAGACGCCGCUGCCAAGCAAGCGCAGGCCUUAAACCGCGCCCUGAAAAUGGGAGGUCGCGUCUUGCUGCGUUCUGCCAGUAUUGAUCCGUGGUAUGUCAAGGACUUUGAAGCCAACGGCUUUAGUCCUCGACGGGUUGGGGCACGAUUCCCAGGAAGCUGCAUUGACCGUGUAAACAUGUACGCAUCUGCAUGGGUCAUUACGAAAACUGCCGAAAUCGACGGCGAGACACGCCCAAAACCGGAGCGAUCAAGCAGUGUUGAAGUGGAGGCGUUGACUAUUUAA